AUGUCUUGUGCGAGUACGAAUCGUCUGCUUCGAAUCUUCACCGCCAAGCCAUCCACCACCACCGCCGCCACCGCCGUCCUCAACCCUGUGGCCAGGAGCGAUAUCUACAAGUCCACCGUGUUGCGUCUGGCGAAGGUGAAGGCCUUCCCAAUGAUCGAAGAGAUCCUUGAGGACCAAAAGAACUACAAGCUUAUCUCCUUCGAAGGCUUCGUCAUUCGCCUCAUCUCUCUCUAUGGUAAAGCUGGCAUGUUCGACCAUGCACUCGCACUGUUCGACGAAAUGCCAACCUUCAAUUGCAACCGCAUUGUCAAGUCCUUCUCUGCCCUCCUCCGCGCUGCCGUCUCCGCCAAGAGGUACGACGUCGUUGAAGAGCUUUUUCGCCAAUUUCCUUCCAAGUACUCCAUACAGCUUAAUGUUGUCUCCUAUAAUGUCGUUACUUAUGCGUUUUGUGAUAUGGGUUCCACUGAUUUGGCUCUUGGAAUGCUUCGCGAGAUGGAGGAGUUGGGAAUGGAGCCUAAUCUAAUUACCUUCAAUACUCUCCUUGGUGCGUUUUAUGAGAAGCGUGGGUAUGAAGAAGGUGAAAAGAUUUGGGCACUGAUGCAAACCCGGGAUGGUGUUGAUCCUGAUGUCGUGAGUUAUAAGAUGAGGUUGAAGGGGAUGAUUCUUGGUGGCCGAGUAAUGGAAGCGGUUGAGCUAGUUGAUGAAAUGAGAUUGAAGGGGGUUCAACCUGAUGUUCAUUGUUUCAAUGUCUUGAUUAAGGGUUUCUGUAGUGAUGGCAAACUGGAAGAAGCUAAGCACUGGUAUGAUGAGUUGGUGAAAUGUGUAGGCACUGCGAAUCGUACUACUUAUGGCACUCUUGUUCCCUUUCUCUCUGAGAAGGGUGAUUUUGAUAUGGCUUUUCAACUCUGCAAAGUUGCUUUGGCAACCAAUGGAAGGUUGCUUAGUGAUGUGGGAGUAUUGAAGGGUGUCGUGGAGGGGCUUUUUUCCGAGGGAAUGAUUGGAGAAGCUAAAACGCUUGUCGAUCUUGCAAGGAAGAAGAAACUGGAAAUAGAUUUGCCCCAAAACAUGUGGUAG
Gastrolobium bilobum is the source of this 1074-nucleotide messenger RNA. Its product is annotated as small ribosomal subunit protein mS79 (rPPR3b)-like. Gene Ontology annotation, molecular function: protein binding. The record is from RefSeq and is a predicted model, not a curated record. Gene Ontology annotation, cellular component: chloroplast. The transcript has 2 exons. Lineage: Eukaryota; Viridiplantae; Streptophyta; Magnoliopsida; Fabales; Fabaceae. Bases 1 to 1074 code for a protein of 357 amino acids.